Messenger RNA from Cavia porcellus (domestic guinea pig), 942 nucleotides. RefSeq names its product olfactory receptor 52B4-like. Gene Ontology annotation, cellular component: plasma membrane. The record is from RefSeq and is a predicted model, not a curated record. The coding region runs from base 1 to 942 and encodes 313 amino acids. The transcript has a single exon. Lineage: Eukaryota; Metazoa; Chordata; Mammalia; Rodentia; Caviidae. Gene Ontology annotation, biological process: G protein-coupled receptor signaling pathway. Gene Ontology annotation, molecular function: olfactory receptor activity; G protein-coupled receptor activity.
AUGAGUACUUCUAACCACACAGGUGUCAGCCACACAGUCUUCCACUUGCUGGGCAUCCCUGGUCUGGAGGACCUGCACGUAUACAUUUCCAUCCCCUUCUUCAUUUCCUACAUUAUUUCUCUGCUUGGAAACAGCCUGCUCAUCUUCAUUAUCCUCACAAAGCAGAGUCUCCAUGGACCCAUGUACCUCUUCCUCUGCAUGCUGGCAGGAGCAGACAUUGUCUUAUCUACUUCAACGAUUCCUCAGAUGUUGGCCAUUUUCUGGUUCAAUGCUGGAGAGAUCUCCCUAGAUCGCUGCAUCACUCAACUCUUCUUCAACUAUUCUACAUUUAUCUCUGAGUCAGGGAUCUUGCUGGUGAUGGCAUUUGAUCGCUACAUUGCUAUCUGUUACCCUCUGAGGUACACCAGUAUUCUUACAAACUCCCUGAUUGGAAAAAUUGGAGCGACUAUCUCUGUGAGAAGCUAUGGUACAGUAGUCCCCAUAAUAUUUUUAGUGAAAAGACUGACAUUCUGUAAAAAUAAUAUACUCCCAAACACUGGUUGCAAGCACAUUAUCUUGGCUCGUAUUUCCUGUGAUGACAUCCGAAUCAAUAUCUGGUACGGAUUUUUUGUCCUAAUGUCAACAGUGGUCUUAGAUAUUGUGCUGAUUUUCAUUUCCUAUGUGCUGAUUCUCCAUGCUGUCUUCCGCAUGCCAUCCCAAGAUGCUCGCCAGAAAGCUCUGAAUACUUGUGGCUCCCAUGUCUGCGUCAUUGUUCUCUUUUAUGGUCCUGGGAUCUUCACAACACUCACUCAGAGAUUUGGACACCAUAUUGUACCCUAUAUCCAUGUUCUGCUGGCCAAUGUGUCUAUCCUGAUUCCACCUAUGGCGAAUCCCAUAAUUUACGGAGUCAAGACCAAACAGAUUCGAAAUGAGGUGGCUCAUGUUUUGUGUAGAUCAACCUGA